AUGACACGUGUUUUCAAGAUGGCGGCGGCGAUGAUGUGGACACUGCUGCUAGUGUCCACGCUGCCUUCAGUAGCACCCUUUUAUGUGCCAGGGGUUGCGCCCAUCAAUUUCCAUCAGAACAGCCCUGUUGAAAUAAAGGCUGUUAAAUUGACGAGCUCUAGAACCCAGCUGCCCUACGAGUACUACUCACUCCCCUUCUGUAAGCCUGACAACAUUGUCUACAAAGCAGAGAACCUUGGUGAGGUUCUGCGUGGAGAUCGUAUCGUCAACACUCUGUACACAGUUCUCAUGAACCUGGACAAAAAGUGUGAGGUGUUGUGUAAAAAGCCAGAUAACCCCAUCAAACUCAGCAUGGAUGAGAGCAAACUGCUAGCGGAACGCAUCCAGGAAGAGUACUAUGUCCACCUCAUUGCAGAUAAUCUCCCUGUGGCAACUCGACUUGAGUUUUACCCAAACAAAGAGGAAGGAGCAGAAGAGGAACAGAGAAAGGACACCGCAAAAGAUAUUCAGUUUGAGCAUGGCUACAGGCUCGGCUUCACGGAAAACAAGAAGUUCUAUUUGCACAACCACUUGUCCUUCAUACUGUACUACCACAAAGAAAAGGUGGAGGAGGAGGAUGAACACAAUUACCGUGUUGUACGUUUUGAGGUCAUGCCAAAGAGUGUAAAAUUAGAAGAUAUAAAAGCUGACGAGCAGGGCAUAUGCACAUUACCUGAAACCAUCGCUCCUGUCCCUCAGGAGAUCGACCCAGCCAAAGAGAACAGCAUUCUCUUCACCUACUCUGUGCGCUGGGAGGAGAGUGAAGUAAAAUGGGCGUCUCGCUGGGACACGUACCUCACCAUGAGCGACGUGCAGAUCCACUGGUUCUCCAUCGUCAACUCCGUGGUCGUGGUGUUCUUUCUAUCAGGCAUCCUAAGUAUGAUCAUCAUCAGGACCUUGAGGAAGGACAUUGCCAACUACAACAGAGAAGAUGACAUUGAGGACACAAUGGAGGAAUCUGGAUGGAAGAACGUUCAUGGUGACGUGUUCCGUCCUCCUCAGUAUCCCAUGAUCCUUAGCUCUCUGCUGGGCUCUGGUAUCCAGCUCUUCUGCAUGAUUCUCAUUGUUAUCUUUGUGGCUAUGCUGGGAAUGUUGUCUCCAUCCACUCGAGGAGCUCUGAUGACGACAGCCUGCUUCCUCUUCAUGUUCAUGGGUUUGUUUGGAGGAUACUUUGCAGGUCGCCUCUACCGUACUCUUAAAGGCCACAGAUGGAAGAAAGGAGCAUUCUGUACUGCAACUCUGUACCCAGCUGUUGUUUUUGGAAUCUGUUUAGUGUUGAACUGUUUCAUCUGGGGAGAGCAUUCAUCUGGUGCUGUUCCUUUCACUACAAUGCUAGCUCUGUUGUGUAUGUGGUUUGGUAUUUCUAUGCCUCUUGUGUACCUGGGCUACUAUUUUGGUUUCCGGAAGCAGCCAUAUGACAAUCCAGUUCGCACCAAUCAGAUCCCCCGACAGGUCCCCGAGCAACGCUGGUACAUGAACAAGUUUGUUGGAAUCCUGAUGGCGGGAAUUCUGCCAUUCGGUGCCAUGUUUAUCGAGCUCUUCUUCAUCUUUAGUGCUAUCUGGGAAAACCAGUUUUAUUACCUGUUUGGCUUCCUCUUCCUUGUCUUCAUCAUUCUUGUGGUUUCCUGCUCUCAAAUCAGCAUUGUCAUGGCCUACUUCCAGCUAUGUGCAGAGGACUAUCGAUGGUGGUGGAGGACGUUUCUCGUGUCCGGAGGCUCUGCAUUUUAUGUCCUAGUCUAUGCUGUUUUCUAUUUUGUUAACAAGCUGGACAUUGUGGAGUUUAUUCCUUCUCUGCUGUAUUUUGGCUACACAGCCCUCAUGGUUUUGUCUUUCUGGCUGCUAACGGGGACGAUUGGCUUCUACGCCGCAUACGUGUUCAUACGGAAAAUUUACGCUGCAGUCAAAAUCGAUUGAUAUGCAUCUCCUUUUGGUUUUUGAUUUAGAUUUUUUUUCUGUUUUGUGAAGCAAGCACUGAUGUGUGUCUCAAUUGACAGAGUAUGAGGUACAACAGCGCCCCCCAUGGAUUGGAGGUUUUCUACACGGGGGUCAAAAACGUCCCUGUCUCUGCAGAGUGAAACAUCAUGAACUAUUAAAUUUUUUAAUGUCUGUAUAUCUUUUUGCACACAAACAACAUGGGCCAAAGUGUGACGAAUGACUUGUCCUUUUUUGGGGUGGGGAUGUAGGGGGCCGGGUUUUCAUGCUUUCAUGAAUGAAGACAUUGAGGGUUAGUUGAAUAUGAUAUCAUUUUACAAGUUAACUUUGUGUCCUCUUUUAAUAUAAUGUUUAAUUUGAACCUGUUCCCAUGUCUUUGAUUCAGAACUGAGUUUUUGAAUGCUUGUUGUCUUGGGGUGUGUGUGUAUAUAUGUGUGACAAGCCUGCUGGAAGUGUGGUCACUCUGUGGUCAUUAUAUGUCGCAUGGACUGAAAUUAUGGAAUGUAAAGACAUGACAAGGCAAGUACAUUAAAGAACAAGUAUGUUUCCUAGUGUUUCCUUGUUCUUGUCUGCUCAAUUCAAGCCCAUUAGACCUUUAUUAAAUUGUUCCUGAAAAGCUGAUGUAAUUCCUGUGACCCUUUCAAAACAAUUUUUUUUGUGAGGGGGUUUGAGUAACAAUGUUGGUACGUGUCCAAGUGGGUCACUCUAAACAAACAGCGCCACAGAAAGACACUGCUUACAGUUUUUGAGAAAAGUUGAGAUUGAAUGACUUCCUAAUAGUUGUCUAUUUGGAUAGGAGAAAGUAUUUUAACAGAAAAAGUUACACAUCAUCUUUAAUUCCGGAUUUAGUACAAGUUGAGCUCUAUUGUCAGCAUUUAUGGCAUAAUAUUUAUUACCACAAAAAUGAAUUUCGUCUUGUAGCAAGUUGGGGACGAUUUUUGGAGGGUUAAAACAGAAAUGUGAAGCUUAUAAUAUAUAAAGGCACUUGCGUUAGUUCUUCUGUUAAAACGUUGUUUAAAUUGUUGUUUUAGGGUUUGUUGACGACAUCAUGGUAACAAAGUUGUAAAUUUGGCUAUAAAUUUACAAAGAAAAGGUUAGUAAUGAGUUUAUCACACUAAAAACGUGUUAACAUGCAAAUUAUUUAUGUCUUGUGGCUUUACUUUUUUCCAUUGCAAGUGCUUCAACUAUAACCACGAUUUAUUAAUUUUUUUUUUAAGAAAAGGAAGGACGAGUAAAAAUGUUUUGUGGUAAUCAGCAUUCUGCCACAAAUGCUGUCAACUGAGCUCAACUUGUAUUGAACCCGUAAUAUUCCUUCAAUUUCACAUCUGCGAUUAUAACACUAUAGCCAUUUAUUUAUUUUAUUAUUAUUUUUGUGGAUGUCCAUUUAUGUCCUCUCAUGACAUUGAUGGUGGUACUCCACCUUCUGUAUCCUAAAAAAACAGGAUGUGGAGCAACAUCUGUGCUCCGUGCAGCAGGUUGCAGUGUAUUUGUUGGGUGGCAGGUGAGGGUCAGUAGAAGGUAGUAGCUUGCAAUGUUAAGGUUUAGAUUUGAGUCAAUGUUGUUGCUACCAUUAAUUUAUAGGUUUAUUGAACAUCCCCAAAGACAAAUGUAAAGAUCAACAUAAGCAUUGGUACACAUUAUAGAUUCCUCAUUAAAAAAAAAAAAACACUUGCAGCAUACUCGGAUCUCAUCUUUGGAGACUUUUGCCAGAAAGUGAUGCGGUUCUAAGGGGUAAUGGUUUAAAACACAAUUGCCAAAUGAUUCUUUUUUUAUUUUUAUUUUUUAAAUACAGUUACUGUAAACACAAUGACUGAACCAGUCUGUAUUAAUUGACAUCUUCCUCAUCUGUCCACCUUUUCUUCAAACUUCAACAUCCCUUUGUUUGUUUCUAAUGCAAGGGGUUCUGAAUUUCUGGAAGACUGUAUGACAAACAAAAAAAAAACAAAUGCAAGGACAACAGAAUAUAUUUUGUACUCAUGUUCUUCAUUCUGCCUGUUGUGUGGGGGUUGGUGGGACUCUGUAUGUUUGUGGUGUAAAUACAGUGCUUUAUAUGGAUGCUUUUUAGGUUAUUACGUCUUUGUUUUAAGGCAAAAGCAUGUUUUAUUUGGUUACGAAUAUUUAUUUUCCUCUCUCCUUUAAGAAUGUCUAUUUCUAAUGUAUAAAAUAAUAAAAGUGCCAAU
Molecule: messenger RNA, 4151 nt
Organism: Xyrauchen texanus (razorback sucker)
Lineage: Eukaryota; Metazoa; Chordata; Actinopteri; Cypriniformes; Catostomidae
Product: transmembrane 9 superfamily member 4-like
Exons: 18
Coding region: 1-1953 (650 amino acids)
Biological process (GO): protein localization to membrane
Cellular component (GO): membrane
Source: RefSeq, a predicted model, not a curated record